This is a messenger RNA of Aethina tumida (small hive beetle), 2747 nucleotides long. RefSeq names its product solute carrier family 66 member 2. Gene Ontology annotation, biological process: retrograde transport, endosome to Golgi; phospholipid translocation. The record is from RefSeq and is a predicted model, not a curated record. NCBI's taxonomy places the organism in Eukaryota, Metazoa, Arthropoda, Insecta, Coleoptera, Nitidulidae. Gene Ontology annotation, cellular component: endosome; trans-Golgi network. The transcript is spliced from 5 exons. Bases 107 to 922 code for a protein of 271 amino acids.
UUGACAGCUGGCCGAACGCACACAGACACCUGCGAUCCGCCGUCGAACUGGGGCACACGAUGUGAAUUUGUUUUUUUUUUAAUACGGAACGAAACUAACGACAGACAUGGACUGGGUAAUUUCUGACGAACUUUCUCUGACCGUGGGCCACGUAGUCGGAUGGGUGAGUGCCGGCGCCAUGAUUUUGGGGGGUGUCAUCCCCUACAUACCCCAAUACAGACAGAUAAGCAAGACUAAAGACGCUGAAGGUUUCUCCCUGUUGGUGUGCCUGGCCCUCUUGAUCGCCAACACGUUGAGGAUCAUGUUUUGGUUUGGCAACCACUUUGAGUAUCCUCUUUUGAUCCAGAGUCUGAUCAUGAACUUUACCAUGUUUGUGAUGAUACAUUUGUGUGUUAGGGUCAGGCACAGGAACCAGUUGGUGCAAGCCAGACAAAGAAUCUUCACAGCUAAACCCCAAGAAGUAAAGCGACUACUAAAUUUAAAACCGCCACCCUCUUCUCACAAUAUUUGUGACUUCGAAGCGAAACAUUUCUGGAACUGGUCGGAUUUCCAGUCGUACAUCGACUGCAUGCUGGUGUUCACGAUAGUCGCGUCCCUGUUGAUGUACCUGUUCAUCGAGUACAAGGUCUUCGUCGAUAUCGUCGGCUUCAUCGCCAUGUUCACCGAGGCGAUGCUGGGCAUGCCGCAGUUCAUCAAGAACUUCAGGAGCAAGUCCACCGAAGGCAUGAGCCUGAGCAUGGUGAUAAUGUGGACGUGCGGUGACAUAUUUAAGACGUUGUACUUUUUCCUGCGCGAGGCGCCGAAACAGUUCUGGAUGUGCGGCCUGAUCCAGGUGACGGUCGACACGUUGAUACUGCUGCAGGUCUACAUCUACAAGAACAACACCGAGCCGCAACGAAUCCGUCCGCAUCGGGGGGAUUGAGUAGUUAUCAUCUGGACGCACGAGGAGAACGACCACAACAAGGCUAAGUGCAACGACGAAUUGGCCGUGAUCAACGAAACUAUCGAGGAGAAGCAGCCGUUCGGCGAUCGGCAGCUCCGCGACAGUGCCAGCUUCAACGGCGACGUGCGUCGUCCCGCCAUCCACGACGGUACGGACAGCGAGUCAGGCGGCAGCGAACGCAAGGCGGGCACCGUCGCCGAGGCCGUGGUCAGUGCGGACGUGCACAACGACGGUGGUACGGUGCCGAACGGCGACAGUGCGGCAGAUGUGGACGUUGUACAUAUUAACGGUGACUGUGCGAAGGACAAGAGGAACGUCAAGAACGUGUCGUACAAGAAGAGGGCCAAACGACGGGUCAAUAUGCUGAUCCACAGACACACCUUAUGACAUCCGAUGUCAGGCAGUGGCCACGUUCCGGCCCUAGGUGUCAUGCAUGUUUUGUUCGUGUUGCAGGAAAUUGUCCGGCGAUUUUGGAAGGGCGCCUGCGGUUAUAGGCGCCCUGCUGUCGCCCUAAUGGAACGGAGAUCCGUUCUGUUCCAUUCGAAUGUUCGUUGUCUGGGCUUUUACUUCAGGAAACUUGUUUUAUUUCAACAGCAAUUACAAAAUUGCUUCUAUGUAUUUUGUACAUAAGUUAUCAAUACUUUUGAAGUAAAAGCUUCAAUCAAAUCAAAGAUUUGAUCUUGCGUACUAACGGUUAAUGUUUAAAUGUUGUUUUACAUUGUUAUUCCUACAAAAAAAUUAAAUAAAUCACAACAUUGAAACCUUCCAAACUCAUACAAUCAAACCGUGCACUGAUCAUCAUUCUGAGGAAACUCGCAAUUAUCUAGUAUUCAAAUUUAAUGGCAAACAGUUACAGACUAUAUAGCAUUUUUAUUUAGUGGACCAAAAAUUCUGUUUUCGAUGGAUGUUUAGACCAGUUUUGCCUUAAAUAUUUUAGCCCAAAACACAGGGUGAUCUAGCAUUCCAAAGAGUAUUUUUCUGAAAUUUAGAUUACCCCCUUUAAUUUUUAAAGCGAUUACGCACAUAAACAGUUACAUCACUGCGUUGUUUUGAAAUUUUAAUUUUAGUGGUUAGUGUUAAGUAACUAUAAAUAUGAUUUCGAGGUUUAAUUUAUUAUUUCUUCGUACCUAAAUAUCUUCUGUGAUUAAUAAUUCCUCUAACUAGUCCUAGUUUAAAUAAUUUUUCGGUUACUUCUUGUCAAUUUGUAUUCUCUGAUUUCUUCCAAUUUUUGGCAAGAAUUAACCCCACAAAAGUUUUUAACAAAUUGACUUGGUACUAGCUUUUUAGUCGUUGUUGAAUAGUUUUCUAAGUACCCUGUUAAUUUGGAUUGUGAUUAGAUAAAUUGCCAUAUAUUUUUGCCUUCGAAAUAUACUGAUUACAAUCUACUACACGCUUCUACUUUUUUAUUAGACAUUCAGAGCUUAUUUUGAAUGGUAAUUUGCGUGCUUUUUUUCAAUCAUGGUGGAUUUUUUUUACUGGUAGUGCGAGUAAACGUAUUUUUUAUUAGCAAUACUUGCCUAAGUGUAAAGUUUAGGUGAUGUGUAUUUCAUAUAAGAACUAUAGUUUUCCAAAGAAUAUUUUUAUUGUAAUUUUACAUAAUUUAAAAACUAUUUAUUAUUUUCAAGAUUGUUUUUAGUAUAAAUAAUUGUUUUUAAAGUAAUUGUGUAGAAUAAUAUAUUGUAUAAAACGGUAGUAUUUAAAUGAUUGCCAAAUUAUGUCUUCUUUUAUAUUGUUUAAUUUUAUUUAAACAGAGAUUGUAAUUUUUAUACAUUAUAUAAAGUAGAAAUAAAUUAUAUUUGAACAA